CGCCGCCGCGGGCGGCGCGGCGGGCUUGGCGGGCUCGGGUUCGGGCUCCGGCUCCGGCGCGCGGCUGUGGGGAACACGUUGUGAUGUCUCAGAGCCAAAAUCAUGAGUGAAUUUCGGAUUCACCACGAUGUCAAUGAGCUGCUCAGCCUGCUGCGGGUGCAUGGAGGAGACGGGGCCGAGGUCUACAUUGAUCUGUUGCAGAAGAACAGGACCCCGUACGUCACAACCACGGUGUCUGCUCACAGCGCCAAGGUUAAAAUAGCAGAAUUUUCUCGUACUCCUGAGGACUUUCUGAAGAAAUACGAUGAACUGAAAUCUAAGAACACGAGGAACCUGGACCCCCUGGUGUACCUGCUCUCGAAGCUCACGGAGGACAGGGAGCGUGAUGCUGGGGCCCCGUGCUUUCAGACCCUGCAGUACCUGCAGCAGAACGCCAAGGAGAGAGCAGAGCUCGCGGCCAGCGCUGCAGCCAGCAGCACCACCAGCUUCGGCGCCCCCGCCACGGCCUCCAAGAUCUCCAUGCAGGAGCUAGAGGAGCUGAGGAAGCAGCUGGGGAGCGUGGCCACAGGCCCCACGUGGCAGCAGUCUCUGGAACUCACGAGAAAGAUGCUUCGAGACAAGCAGAACAAAAAAAACUCAGGGCAGCGCCUCCCAGUCUUCCCGGCGUGGGUGUACGAGAGGCCCACACUGCUCGGGGACUUCCUGACCGGCUCGGGCACGAGCACAGAUGCGGCUGUGCCCAUCGGCACGCUGCCCCUGGCCUCCCAGGAAGCGGCCAUCGUGGAGGAUCUGCUGUACGUGCUGGUGGGUGUGGACGGCAGGUACAUCACGGCCCAGCCCCUUACAGGGAGGCAGAGCCGUACCUUCCUCGUGGACCCCAACCUGGACCUGUCCAUCCGAGAGUUGGUGAGCAGGAUCCUCCCAGUGGCCGCCAGCUACUCCACCGUGACCAGGUUCAUCGAGGAGAAAUCCUCCUUCGAGUACGGGCAGGUGAACCAUGCCUUGGCUGCCGCCAUGAGAACCCUGCUAAAGGAGUACCUGAUCCUGGUCACACAGCUGGAGCAGCUGCAGAGGCAGGGCCUGCUGUCCCUGCAGAAGCUCUGGUUCUACAUUCAGCCAGCCAUGCGCACCGUGGACAUCUUGGCCUCCCUAGCCACCUCGGUGGAUAAAGGCGAGUGUGUGGGGGGAGCGACCCUGAGCCUCCUGCACGACCGGAGCUUCAGCUACACGGGCGACAGCCAGGCGCAGGAGCUGUGUCUGUACCUCACGACGGCCGCCAGCGUGCCCUACUUCGAGAUCCUGGAGAAGUGGAUCUACAGGGGCAUCAUCGAUGACCCGUACAGUGAGUUCAUGGUGGAGGAGCACGAGCUGCGCAAGGAGAAGAUCCAGGAGGACUACAACGACAAGUACUGGGACCAGCGCUACACCGUGGUGCAGAGACACAUCCCGUCCUUCCUGCAGAAGAUGGCGGGCAAGGUGCUGAGCACGGGAAAAUACCUGAAUGUGGUCAGGGAGUGCGGUCAUGACGUCACUUGUCCAGCAGCCAAAGAGGUCAUCUACACGCUGAAGGAGCGGGCGUACGUGGAACAAAUCGAGAAGGCCUUCAGCUAUGCCAGCAAGGUGCUGCUGGGCUUCCUCAUGGAGGAGAAGGAGCUCGUGGCUCACCUGAGGUCCAUCAAGCGCUACUUCCUCAUGGACCAGGGCGACUUCUUCGUGCACUUCAUGGACCUCACAGAGGAGGAGCUGAAGAAGCCAGUGGACGACAUCACGCCCACCCGCCUGGAAGCGCUGUUGGAGCUGGCCCUGCGCAUGAGCACCGCCAACACCGACCCCUUCAAAGACGACCUCAAGAUUGACCUGAUGCCUCACGACCUCAUCACCCAGCUGCUGCGGGUCCUGGCCAUUGAGACCAAGCAGGAGAAAGCCAUGGUCCACGCCGACCCCACUGAGCUCACACUCAGCGGUCUGGAGGCCUUCUCCUUCGAUUAUGUGGUCAAGUGGCCCCUGUCUCUGAUCAUUAACAGGAAAGCCCUGACGCGCUACCAGAUGCUCUUCAGACACAUGUUCUACUGCAAGCAUGUGGAGCGGCAGCUCUGCAGUGUCUGGAUCAGCAACAAGACCGCCAAGCAGCACUCCCUGCACUCUGCCAAGUGGUUUGCGGGCGCUUUCACCCUGCGGCAGCGGAUGCUCAACUUCGUGCAGAACAUCCAGUACUACAUGAUGUUCGAGGUGAUGGAGCCGACCUGGCACGUCCUAGAGAAGAACCUGAGAUCUGCCUCCAACAUCGACGACGUGCUGGGGCACCACACCAGCUUCCUGGACAGCUGCCUGAAGGACUGCAUGCUGACCAACCCCGAGCUCCUGCGCGUCUUCUCCAAGCUCAUGUCCGUGUGCGUCAUGUUCACCAACUGCAUGCAGAGAUUCACGCAGAGCAUGAAGCUAGACAGCGAGCUGGGCCGCCUGACCCUGGAGCACGGCACGAUGCAGGGGCCUCCGACGGAGGCUGAGCGGGCCGAGGAGCGCACCCGCAAGGAGCUCGCCCGCAAGUGCCUGGCUGAGCAUGUGGACGCGCCACAGCUGGCCUCCAGCUUCGAGGCCACCAUCAAUAAAUUCGAUAAGAAUUUCUCAGCCCACCUGCUCGACCUCCUGGCCCGGCUGAGCGUCUACAGCACCAGCGACUGCGAGCACGGCAUGGCCAGUGUCAUCUCCAGGCUGGACUUCAAUGGCUUCUACACGGAGCGGCUGGAGCGCCUGUCUGCAGAGAGGAGCCAGAAGGUGGCACCCCACGUGCCUGGCCCGCGGGGGCCCCCCGCUCCUGCGCCCAGAGUGGCUGUCCCCGCCCAGUGACGCUGCUCACCUGUCCUGGCUGAGCCUCGGUGGGUGUGCUGAGGCCUCGCCAGGUGUCUCUGGGAUGUGUGUGCUGUGUGUUCUGUCCAAACAUAAAGUUGACGCACCUGCA
Molecule: messenger RNA, 2959 nt
Organism: Dama dama (fallow deer)
Lineage: Eukaryota; Metazoa; Chordata; Mammalia; Artiodactyla; Cervidae
Gene: TUBGCP2
Product: tubulin gamma complex component 2
Exons: 18
Coding region: 103-2847 (914 amino acids)
Biological process (GO): spindle assembly; meiotic cell cycle; mitotic cell cycle
Cellular component (GO): gamma-tubulin small complex; spindle pole; equatorial microtubule organizing center
Molecular function (GO): microtubule minus-end binding; gamma-tubulin binding
Source: RefSeq, a predicted model, not a curated record